Molecule: messenger RNA, 261 nt
Organism: Mesorhabditis belari
Lineage: Eukaryota; Metazoa; Nematoda; Chromadorea; Rhabditida; Rhabditidae
Source: the annotation of a GenBank genome assembly
AUGGAGAAUUGCCAAUGGGGCACGCUUGGAGCUGCUAUUGAUGCAUCGUCCACAAAAUUUCCCACGAAAACGAUCGCUUCCUGGGCAGAGCAAAUUUAUUGGGGACUCGCUCAUAUUCAUGGCCAUCACUUUACCCACCUCAAAAUCAACAUUGAACCAGAAAACAUAUUUGUGACUGAGGAAUCCACCUUGAAACUUGGAGGAUUUGGUGCUGUGGAUACUUCGGAGACACUGCGAUACAAGUGUCGUUACAAGAGAAAA